Molecule: messenger RNA, 1014 nt
Organism: Colletotrichum fioriniae
Lineage: Eukaryota; Fungi; Ascomycota; Sordariomycetes; Glomerellales; Glomerellaceae
Molecular function (GO): oxidoreductase activity, acting on the CH-OH group of donors, NAD or NADP as acceptor
Source: RefSeq, a predicted model, not a curated record
AUGCCUUUUACGAUCGAUACCGUCGCCGUAUUCCUUCGCGGGACCAUCCUCAACCCGGCCCUCGUGGCCGCGGUAGCAGGAGCAGCAACGCUAUCCCUAGACCAAGCCGCCCUCGCCGCGUACAAGAUACCUUUCACUCUCGCCCAACUCCAACUCGCCUCCUGCGUGCUCGCAGCCGCAGGCGCGGCCCUCCGGCUCCACGAGUACCUCACCCGCGGGACCGCCAACAACUGGACGACGGACUCGACAUGGGACUGGUCCAAAGAGAUUGUCGUCGUCACGGGCGCCAGCGGCGCCAUUGGCAUCGGCGCGGGCGUGGUGCGGGAUCUCCUCGCCAGGAACCCGGCGACGACGAUCGUGGUGGUGGACUACGUGCCCAUGGCGUGGCAACCCGCACCCGGGACGGGUACGAAUCUGCACUACUACCAGUGCGACUUGAGCGAUAAAGAAUACAUCCGCUCGCUUUGCCAGCGCAUCCGCGCCGAGGUCGGGGACCCGACGGUGCUGGUCAAUAAUGCCGGGCUGGGACGCGGCGCCACCGUCAUGGAGGGGACGUAUGCCGACGUGGAGCUGACGAUUAACACGAACCUGUUGGCGCCUUUUCUGCUCAUCAAGGAGUUUCUUCCGCACAUGGUGACGGAGAAUCACGGGCACAUUGUGAAUGUGAGCUCGAUGAGUUCCGUCAUGCCGCCUGCGCAGAUUGCGGAUUAUGCGGCGACAAAGGCCGGGUUGGCGGCUCUUCAUGAGAGUCUUCAGCUAGAACUGAAAUACAUCCACAACGCGCCCAAAGUCCGGCUGACGCUGGGUAUCCUGAGCUUCAUCAAGACGGCCAUGUUCAGCGGCGAGACGGGACAGUCUGCCUUUGUCUUCCCGUUGCUCGAGCCGGAUGCCGUUGCGGGGGCGUUUACGGAGGCCUUGUAUAGCGGAUACGGGAGGGUUAUUUACCUGCCGGGUAUCAUGCGGUACAUUGCCAUGUUGUUUGCUAAUGUUUGGGUGGGGAUGUUUGCGAAAUAG